UAUUUCAAAAUGAAGUAUGUCUCCUUUUCCCUCUGUGCUUAAUGUGCAGGCCCAACCCUAAAUCUUGGGAGAAAGGACAUCAUCUUCCUUAUUGAUGGCUCAGACAAUACAGGUGCUGCUGGAAUUGCACAUAUCCGUGACUUCAUCUUCAACAUUGUCCAACAACUCGAUGUGCAGCCUGAUCAAGUGCGUGUUGCUGUUGUCCAGUAUGCAGACAGAGUAAAGACAGAGUUCUCACUCAAUUCUCACAACAACAAGCCAGCUGUUGUUUCUGCUGUUAAAAGACUUCGUCAGAUGGGUGGCCGAUCAUCAGAUCUGGCUGAUGCCAUUGAAUACGUCAUAAAGAAUGAGUUAAAGCCCGCUGCUGGUGCUCGUCCUGCAGCCUCCCAGCAUCUUGUGGUUCUCACAGGUGGACGUUCCCGCCAAGAUGUUGCUCUUUAUGGACCUCUGCUUAAGGGCUCCCGGGUCAACUGCAUUGGUGUUGGAGCAGCUGGUGCUGACAGAAAACAGCUAAGCCAAAUUGCCACCACCUCAUCUGAUGUCCUUCAGGUUUCUAACUUCCCUGGCCUGCCUUCAAUCCAGCAGGGGGUUAUUGACAGGCUGAGAACCAGCGCUGAUGACUUACCCACAGAAUAUCCAACAUCAACAGGCGUGCCAUCCAAAAAGGCUGAUAUAGUGUUUUUGGUGGAUGGCUCCAUUAACUUGGGAAGGGACAACUUCAAUGAAGUGAUGACAUUUAUCACCAACCUAAUUGAUCUGUUCUUCAAUGAGCAAGACAACCUUCAGAUCGGCUUGGCGCAAUAUACCACAGAUGUUACUGAUGUAUUCUACCUCAACACAUACAAGAACAAGCAAGACAUUGUAAGUGCCAUUGGCCGAGCAGAAUACAAAGGUGGACGUAGAAUCAACACUGGUGCAGCCAUUGGCCACAUUCAAGAUGUUUACUUUACCAAAGAAAAAGGCAGUAGGAUGGAUGAUGGCACUCCUCAGAUCCUUAUGGUUCUCACUGGAGGACGUUCAGCUGAUGAUGGAAAAACAGCAGCUCUUGGUUUGAAGAAAAAAGGUGUGAGAGUCUUUGCUAUAGGAGUGGGCGACAUUGAGGUUGAAUUAGAAAACCUAGCAAGCGAGUCCUCCACUGUGGCUAGAGCAAGCACCUAUCUGGAACUUUCCGAGCUGAAUGAGCAAAUCCUGGAGACUUUGGAUGAUGAAGUGAAAGGGAAGUUGUGUGUUGGUGUGCCAGAAUCUACUAAAACCUGCAGCAUAGAAGUGUUGGUGGGUUUUGAUGUUUCUGAACAAGACAUCUUCAGUGCUCAGACCAGCCUCCAAAAGAGGAUGGAAGCCAUUCUGAAGAGGAUUUCCAAAAUGGCAGCUAUCAGUUGCUCAUCCGGGCAGAUUCCGUCUGUCCAAGUGGGCAUGCUGGCCAUGGACUCUAACUCUAAUCCUAUUCAGCUGGACUUUACAGAAAAUGAUCAAGGUCUCUUUGAGGCCUUCAAAGCCCUACAGAGGCGUGGCCCCUUUGUCCUAAAUGGAAAAACCAUCUCAGCUUACAUCGAAAGGUUCAAAACCAGACAUGACGUUUUCAAGGUUGUCGUUCAUCUGACUGAUGGUAUUGACGCCCAAUACGCUGAAUUGAAAAAAGGAGUUGAGGAGCUUCAGAUGUCAGGAGUGAACAGUUUCAUUCUAGUUGGGCUCGAGCGGGUGCCCAAAUUUGAGGAGGCUUUGCUGCUGGAAUUUGGUCGCGGAUUUAGGUACACCAGACCCUUACGAGUCAAUGUCAUGGAAUUGGACUAUGAGCUGAUGGAAGAACUGGACAAUAUUGCAGAGAGAGAGUGCUGUGCAGUGCCGUGCAAAUGUACCGGCACCAGAGGAGACCGAGGAGCAGUUGGACUUCCAGGAACAAAGGGUGGUCCGGGAUUAACAGGAAGCCAAGGACAUCCUGGAGAUGAGGGAGGACCUGGAGAGAGAGGUCCUCCUGGUGUGAAUGGAACUCAGGGUUUCCAGGGAUGUCCUGGACAAAGGGGUGUCAAGGGUUCUCGUGGCUACUCAGGAGAAAAGGGUGAAUUUGGAGAAAUUGGGCUUGAUGGCAUUAAUGGAGAAGAGGGCAAAAGUGGAGUGGCUGGGCUCUCCGGAGACAGUGGAAACCCUGGCAUGAGAGGUCCCAAAGGCCUCAAAGGACAAAGUGGAGGCAUAGGAGAUCAGGGAAUCCGAGGAGACCCCGGUACAAGUGGACAAGAUAACACCCGUGCAGGAUCUAAAGGAGACCCCGGUGAUGCAGGACCAGCGGGAGAGCCUGGUGAGGAUGGAAAGAAGGGUGGCCCCGGUGAACUUGGAAGAGGGGGACCUAAUGGCAGAAGAGGCCCACCUGGACAAGCUGGAAAUCCCGGAAAGCCUGGAGUGGAGGGUGUUCAGGGAGAACCUGGUAUUGGAGGAUCUAGAGGUCCCUCUGGACCGAUAGGUGCACCAGGACCCAGAGGAGAAGAUGGAAAUCCUGGACCCAGGGGUCCCGGAGGUAUCCCAGGUACGGCUGGAGAGAAGGGGAGAAGAGCAGCUCUUGGUCGCAAGGGGGAGCCAGGAGACCCAGGACCUAAGGGUGUUGUUGGACCUCUUGGUCCCCGUGGAGAGCCUGGGGAAGACGGCAGAGACGGGUUAGGCGUUGCAGGGCUUACAGGAAGAAAGGGUGAUGAGGGCUUCCCAGGAUUCUCAGGACGAAAGGGAGCAGCAGGUGACCCCGGCACAAAGGGCGGCCCUGGACCCAUAGGCAAUCUUGGCCAGAGGGGUGUCUCUGGGAAUAUAGGAACAUCCGGACAGAAGGGAGAGGUCGGACAUCCUGGGCCAUAUGGUCAGAAAGGACCGAGGGGACCAGGUGUUGUGCAAUGUGACCUGGUUAAGAAAAUCAGAGAAAACUGCCCUUGCUGUUAUGGUCAGCAGGAGUGCCCGCUCUACCCCACUGAGCUGGCCUUUGUCCUGGAUAUCUCCGAGGGCGUUGGCCGCCCAGCCUUCAACAACAUGCGUGACACAGUCCUGCGCCUGGUCCGGGACAUCACCAUCUCUGAGAGUAACUGUCCCAGAGGGGCUCGUGUGGCUGUCACCAUGUAUAACGAUGAGGUGACCACUGAGGUCCGCUUUGCCGAUGCAAUGAAGAAACGUGCGCUGCUGCAGCGCAUCGAGGGGCUGCAGACCCUGCAGACCCGAAAGCAGCGCGGCUUGGACACCGCCAUGAACUUUGUGGCCCAGAACACCUUCAAGAGAGUGCGCAGCGGCUUCCUCAUGAGGAAGGUGGCCGUCUUCUUCGUGGGCGGGGCCAUCGACAAGGCGCAGGAGAUUACUAAUGCAGCUCUCCGCCUCCAUGAUGCUGGCAUCUCCGCACUGUUCUUAGUCAACCGUGAGGACAGAGGUCUCGGCAGGGCACUGCAGGUGAACAACACAGCCCUGGCUCAGGUCCUCGUGCUGCCUGGCCCUGGAAGUGCUCAGUACAAUUCAGUCCUCCAGAAGGUGAUGAACUGCCAUGUCUGCUUCGACGUCUGCUCUCCGGACCAGAUGUGUGACUAUGUGCCCCCGCCAGCUAGCCGAGACAGGAGAUCUUCCACCACCGACGAGGACAUCGACAUGGCUUUCAUCAUGGACAGCUCGGAGACAACUUACCCAACUGUCUUUACUGAAAUGAAACGCUACAUCGCGUCCAUCGUUGAGCAGCUCCAAGUGUCUUCAAAUCCCACAACAUCCGCUCACCACCCCAGAGUGUCUGUGAUCCAGCAAGCCCCUUACGAGUUCCUCAACAACAAAACUGGCUCUCCAAUCCGUGUUGACAUCGGUUUGACCGAGUACAGCUCAGCUCAGGAUAUAGUCAAAUUCCUGCUGGAGAAGACGCCACAGCUACAGGGUGGCCGGGCGCUGGCGGCGGCUAUCGAAUCGACCGUGGAGCAGGUGUUUGAAGUGGUGCCUCUCCAACGUCCCAGGAAAGUGUUGCUGCUCUUUGUGACAGGAAGUGUGGAAGGAGAAGAGGAGCAGCUGGUGCGUAUUGCCACUGAGAUCAAGUGCAGAGGCUACUUUCUGGUGAUCCUGGGUGUGGGCGAGACUCUGAGCGCUGGGGAUGCUCGUGUAUUGUCACGCAUGGCCAGUGAGCCGUCGGAUGUCUUCUUUAAGCGUCUGGACACCAUCUCACAAUUUUACGACAAACACAUGCAGACCUUCGGCCAGCUGCUGCCAAAGUACAUCAGCAUUGAAAAUGCUUUCUACAUGUCCCCUGAAGUCUCCAAAAACUGCAAGUGGUUCCAGAGUGACCAGGCCCUGAAAAACCCCUUUUCUUCAUCACACCAACAGGAGGAAUAUCACAAACAUCAUGAAAACCAACAGACAGUUCAUCAAAGAAAGCACACUGAGUCAGAUGAGCUCCACGUCUCUAACGUGACCUCCAGCAGCCUCAAGCUGCGUUGGAACAACCCGGACUCCAAGCUCUUUGUGUACUUCGAGGUGAUGGUGACCCGGCUGCACGACCACGCCCUGGUGCUGAAGACCAACGUGUCGGGCACAGAGCUCUCCGUGGACAACCUGCAGAGCGCUCAGACAUACCACGCUGUGGUCACCGCCCACACUGCAGAGGGACAGGUCGUCUCCACCCGCAAAGGCAUCAUGACUACGAAAGCAGCAGAGCAUAAGCCAUCCAGCCGGAGCAGCAGCCCUGUGAACACUACACCGCUGGACAGACCACAAACUGUUAAUGAAUUUGCAGACCAAUGCUCACUUGACUAUGACCCUGGAAUGCCGUGCAAAGACUAUCAGGCUAAGUGGUUCUUUGACAGAAAGAACGGGAUCUGUACACAGUUCUGGUAUGGAGGUUGUGGAGGCAAUGACAAUAGGUUCGACACUGAGGCCCUCUGCCUGAAAAACUGCAUGAGGUCAGUGCCAGAGCCGGAGCCACGCGUGCAGCAGGUUGAACAGGUGGAGGUCCUCCUGGAUCCUGCGGGCUCUACAGCUGUGGACAUUUGCCAGCUUUCCAAAGAGGAAGGAACUUGUGCCAAGUUUGUCCUGAAGUGGCACUUCGAUGCCACCAGUAAGAGCUGCACGCGCUUCUGGUAUGGAGGCUGUGGUGGGAACCAGAAUCGCUUCGACACGCAUCAGGAGUGUGUGAACGCUUGUGGAAAACCAGCACCCCUCAAACAAGGAGUCCUCGCUGCGAUGAGAACAUAGGACACAGCUUCCUCCAAACCAUCCAAAAUGGCCAUACUGUAAACUGAUGCAAAGCCAAAGCAAGGGUGGCUUCACUGGAUUCCACAAAAAAUGACUUUAACCCAAAUUCUUGAAAUAUUUUUUUAACAACAAGAAGGAAGCAACACAAUUUGCUGCAUGAUUUGUUUUAACCUACUGGUGCUAUGUAGUAUGUUUGUUUUAUCGACUCAUUAAGUGCAUUUUGGAACAAUGGCAUCAUAAGAGUUUUUAAAAUCACUUUGAUAAUUAUGAAAGAAACUAUGACAUUUUUGGACAGAGAUUAGUUAUAACUGAGUAUGCAGGACUGGCAUUAUUCAAUGCAGUAUCCUUUUUUUGUGUUUUUUACAUUCCACAUUCACAUAGCAACCUUGGCUUUUAUUGACUCUUAUGUUUUAAACCUCACUUGAUCCCUGUGGAAUCGUAGCUUCACGAUUUUACAGCCACACAAUCCACAGUAAUGUUUAGUCUCAUGUGUGUAUAUAAAUGACAAUGACCAAACAUAAUGAAAUGUUAAGUGCACUUCUGGAUCCACUGCCUCAAACACACAAGUUCCAGCUAUUGAGAAAUGGAAUGUACUUGUCAAGCUGUUUUUAUUUGUGUUUCAUUUGAUUUUAACAGAAAUGUGUGUUUUAUCUGGGUAUAGGGGAAAUAAACACGAAAUAGACUUUCUAAUAAACAUGAGCAACUCAUUA
This is a messenger RNA of Notothenia coriiceps (black rockcod), 5897 nucleotides long. Its product is annotated as collagen alpha-3(VI) chain-like. The coding region runs from base 295 to 5187 and encodes 1630 amino acids. The record is from RefSeq and is a predicted model, not a curated record. The transcript has 37 exons. NCBI's taxonomy places the organism in Eukaryota, Metazoa, Chordata, Actinopteri, Perciformes, Nototheniidae. Gene Ontology annotation, molecular function: serine-type endopeptidase inhibitor activity; extracellular matrix structural constituent conferring tensile strength; protein binding.